CCUGGGGUUUAUUCUGUCUCUUUGUGUUUCUCUGUAUAUCUGUCCCCUUUCCCCCAUAAUACAAAUUAAGAAUUGUAUUGUUUGGGCAACAAAAUCUAUUAAUAACUUAUCGCACUAUCGUCGUUAUAGUUAAAAUUACUUGCUGUAUUAAUUCAGCCACUUUAGCGGAGUUGCUCUUCCGUAUAUUAGACCACCCGGAAGAACUCGCAACCAACAGGAAAGCAACAACUAUUGCCCGUAAUUCCCCGACCAAUAUUUAUAUUAUCAACAACUUGAACAUCCCCUCCUCCUCAACAGUUCUCAAGGACCCGUGAGCAAGUUCAUUCAAAUCCGCAACUUCGUUAACAAACCCCCAGUUUUUGCUACCGUAACGCAACCAUGAACAAAACGGCCAGAACCAAUGAGCCCCUCCGCGCGGGCAGCGGCUUCAACCAGAGCCCCGAUCCAUUGUCCAACGACCUAACCACCAAUGAAGACUUUGGCGACACGGCCAAUAAUACCGCGCUAGGCGAGCAAGGCGGACGCGCCCUCCGUGGUGCCGGGCUAACAGACCAAAAUGGCGGCUCUCAGGACGGUGCCGCUGCCACCAGUUCAACCACUGAAGAUGGCGAUGCCACGACCAAAAGUCGGCUGGCUCGUCGACCAACCAACCAUCGCCAGCAUCCCAAGGGCGAUUUGGUUGUGACUUCGACGGCACCAAUCGCCCAGCCUCCGUUGUCUUGCUCGCUGCCGCUCCCCUCGGCGGGCGAUGACGACGGCAACCGCAGCACAACGCUGCAAAACCUCAAGAAGAAGCUCCUGACGUACUUUUACUUUGUCGGGCCUGGCUUCAUGAUCUCUGUUGCCUACAUCGAUCCCGGCAACUACUCGACCGAUAUUUCGGCCGGAGCAUCGUACCGUUUCCGCCUCUUGUUCGUUGUUUUGCUGUCCAACUUCAUCGCCAUCUUUCUUCAAAGCUUGGCUAUAAAGGUCGGUACCGUGAGCGGCCUCAACCUCGCGCAGAUGUGCCGUGCUCACCUCCCUCGAUGGCUCAACUACUUUCUCUACUUCUUCGCUGAGGCUGCCAUCAUUGCAACUGACAUUGCAGAGGUCAUUGGCUUUGCAAUUGCCUUGAAUCUCUUGAUCCCGCAAGUCCCCUUGGUUGCGGGUUGUGCCAUCUCAAUUGUAGACGUCAUGGUCAUUCUCCUCUUUUAUCGCCCGGAGAAGUCCAUGAGAGGAAUUAGGUACUUUGAAGGCUUUGUUGCCUGCUUAGUUCUUGCCGUGGUUGUCUGCUUUUGCAUCCAGAUGUCCUUGAUCCGCGAUACAACGGUAGCCGAGGUCUUCCAGGGUUAUCUACCCUCCAGCUUUCUCAUUGAACAAAAAGCUAUCUAUCAGGCUUGCGGUAUUCUUGGCGCCACCGUCAUGCCGCACAGCUUGUAUCUAGGCUCAGGCAUUGUUCAGCCACGACUGCGAGACUACGAUCAACGGGCUGGUCUUUUACCUAGCGAGCUUAACUCGACAUCUCCGGAUGCCAGUGACGACGAGGAAAUCAGCAAGGGCUACUACAUCCCAUCCAUGAGUGCAAUCAAAUACUCGCUCAACGCCUCCAUCCUAGAGCUGGGCCUGUCGCUCUUCACCUUUGCGCUCUUUGUCAACUCGGCCAUUCUCAUUGUUGCUGGCGCGUCGCUCUACGGAAACGAAGAUGCACUUUCCGCCGACAUCUUUGGCAUCCACGACUUGCUUUCACAGGCCAUCUCUCCCGCGGCGGGAACCAUCUUCGCCUUGGCUUUGCUUUUCUCGGGCGUUUCCGCAGGUAUCAUUUGCACUAUUGCCGGCCAGAUGGUUAGCGAAGGUGCCAUAAAUUGGACGCUGAAGCCGUGGCUUCGACGCCUUGUGACUCGUAGCAUCAGUGUCACUCCAAGUAUCAUCAUCGCUGGCGCCGUGGGCCGAUCCGGACUCAACGCUGCUCUCAACGGCACACAGGUUGCUCUGAGCAUCAUCUUGCCAUUUGUCACUGCCCCUCUCAUCUACUUUUCUGCUCGCGACAAGUUUAUGACUGUUUAUCCUGGCAGUGCGCGCUGGCUUGCCCACGAUAGCCGUAAUGCGAACCAGGACAACAACGACGAAGCUGAGCAGCUUUCACUCACCGAUGACCGUCAGCCUGUAAAGAUGGCCAACUCUUGGCCGACGACCAUCAUCGCAGUCUUGGUAUGGCUAUUUAUUGCCAUUAUGAACGUUGCCAACUUGGUCUUUUUGGGCCAGGGUCAGGAUUAGCGUCAAUAUCGGACUUGGCCUAAGGUCGUGCGCUGUCGCUAACCUGCGUUCCCCUUCACGUUGAGGGUUUUUUUUUUUUUUUUUU
Molecule: messenger RNA, 2338 nt
Organism: [Torrubiella] hemipterigena
Lineage: Eukaryota; Fungi; Ascomycota; Sordariomycetes; Hypocreales; Clavicipitaceae
Source: the annotation of a GenBank genome assembly